AUGGAUAUCGCUGAACAGGCUCUUCGUUCCAAUCUUGUCAAGGAUUCGGUCGGCGAACGCUGUCAAAAAUUGUUUCAGGAUUUUCUUGACGAGUUUUCUGUUAAUGGAGAGAGCAAAUACCUGACAGGUGUUCAAGAUCUGAUUCGACCAGAACGCAACACUCUCACUGUCAGUUUUGAGGACAUCGAAGCUUACAACCAGCAGUUGGCAACAACUAUACUAGAAGAGUAUUACAGGGUGUAUCCCUUUCUGUGCCGUGCAGUCCGCAAUUAUGCCAAAGACUGGGGACAGAUUCCGUCAGGCAAGGAGUUUUAUCUCAGCCUCAUUGAUGUGCCAACCAAGCUCAAAGUCCGUGAGAUGACAACAGUGAAAAUAGGGUCACUUUUAAGAAUAACUGGACAAGUGGUGCGAACACACCCGGUCCACCCGGAACUGGUGAGUGGCACUUUCAUGUGCCUAGACUGCCGGACGGUCAUCAAAGAUGUGGAGCAGCAGUUUAAAUACACGCAGCCAACCAUCUGUCGCAAUCCUGUGUGUGCCAACCGCUCUAGGUUCAUGCUGGAUGUCAACCAUUCCAGAUUUGUAGAUUUCCAGAAAGUUCGAAUUCAAGAAACCCAGGCAGAGCUGCCACGAGGAAGCAUUCCGAGAAGUGUGGAAGUCAUUUUAAGAGCGGAAGCCGUUGAGACAGCCCAGGCUGGAGACAGAUGUGACUUCACCGGCACUCUGAUUGUGGUUCCUGAUGUGGGCUCUAUGUCCAUGCCAGGCGCCCAAGCUGAGACAUCCGCCAAGGUCAACCGUGGUAAUGAAGGUUACGAGACAGAAGGUGUGCGGGGAUUAAAGACUUUGGGUGUAAGAGAUCUCACCUACAGGCUGGCCUUUCUGGCGUGUACAGUGACACCAAGCAACUCCAAGUUUGGUGGGCAGUCAUUCCGGGAAGAAGGCAUGACUGCUGAGUCCAUCAAGAAACGCAUGAGUGAUGAAGAAUGGCAGACAGUCUACGACAUGAGCCAGGAUAAAAACUUGUAUCAGAACUUGUGUUCCAGUCUGUUCCCCACCAUUCAUGGAAAUGAUGAAAUCAAACGAGGAAUACUCUUGAUGCUGUUUGGUGGUGUUCCAAAAGUCACACUGGAAAGGACAAAUCUCCGCGGUGACAUUAACAUCUGCAUUGUGGGUGAUCCAAGUACAGCCAAGUCACAGUUCUUGAAACAGGUGGAAGAGUUCAGUCCCCGAGCUGUCUACACCAGUGGAAAGGCCAGCAGUGCCGCAGGUCUGACGGCAGCCGUUGUCAGGGAUGAAGAGUCCCACGAGUUUGUGAUUGAAGCUGGAGCUCUGAUGCUGGCUGACAACGGCGUCUGCUGCAUUGAUGAGUUUGACAAGAUGGAUCCUCAUGACCAGGUGGCCAUCCACGAGGCCAUGGAGCAGCAGACUAUUUCCAUCACCAAGGCUGGAGUCCGGGCAACGCUAAAUGCCAGAACAUCCAUCUUGGCUGCAGCUAAUCCGGUCGGCGGUCGCUACGACAGGUCCAAAUCUCUGAAACAUAACAUCAAUAUGAGUGCUCCUAUUAUGUCCAGAUUUGAUCUGUUCUUUAUCUUGGUGGACGAGUGCAAUGAGGUGACAGAUUACGCAAUUGCUCGUCGCAUUGUAGACCUUCACAGUCGAGCAGAUGAGUCGGUGGACAGAUUUUAUUCCGUGGAGGACAUUUGUCGCUACAUUAUGUUUGCCAGGCAGUUUAAACCGAAGAUCAGUGCUGAAGCUCGGGACUUCAUGGUUGAAGAAUAUAAACGUCUCCGUCAGAGAGAUAGUUCAGGGGCAGGGUCGUCGUCAUGGAGAAUCACAGUUCGACAGUUGGAGAGUAUGAUUCGUCUCUCAGAAGCCAUGUCACGCAUGCAUUGCCAGGAUGAAGUAAGGCCUGGACAUGUCAAGGAAGCAUUUCGACUCUUGAACAAGUCAAUCAUUCGGGUGGAGCAGCCUGACAUUGAGUUAGAGGAUGAUGUCGUUGCACCAGAACAAAUGGAAGUUGAUGAAAAUACAGCACCGGAUCAGUCCCCAGAUGCUUGUGAAGAUUCUAAAGGCUCCCCACUGAAACAACCAGAGCCUGUGGCUGUGCCAGGCAAGCCUGCUCUGAGACUGUCAUACGAGGACUACAAACACAUGGCCAACUUAAUCGUGCUGCACAUGAGGAAGCAAGAAGAGGAGGCUGGGGAAGAUGAGAGUGGCUUGAGGAAGAGCGAAGUCAUUGGCUGGUAUUUGACAGAGAUUCAGGACGAGCUGCACUCAGAAGAGCAACUUAUUGAGAAACGAACAGUUGUGGAAAAAGUUAUCGACCGGCUUGUCCAUCAUGACCAUGUGCUGAUACAACUCACACAGACUGGACUAAAGCCUCGCUCUGGACAAGAAGAUGACAUGCACAAAGAAGCUGACCCAAUUCUUGUUGUACAUCCAAAUUACAUCAUUGACAGUUAG
Messenger RNA from Candidula unifasciata, 2463 nucleotides. NCBI's taxonomy places the organism in Eukaryota, Metazoa, Mollusca, Gastropoda, Stylommatophora, Geomitridae. The record is from the annotation of a GenBank genome assembly.